Messenger RNA from Aureobasidium subglaciale EXF-2481, 491 nucleotides. RefSeq lists its product as uncharacterized. The record is from RefSeq and is a predicted model, not a curated record. NCBI's taxonomy places the organism in Eukaryota, Fungi, Ascomycota, Dothideomycetes, Dothideales, Saccotheciaceae. The transcript has a single exon. The coding region runs from base 89 to 271 and encodes 60 amino acids.
GAGUUCUCGCAUGUGUACAUGAUCUCGCAGUGACAGUGUUGAGGGAAGCAGAGCAACCGAUUGUGACGAUGCUUAGACGUAUUCACACAUGUCUAUAACUUCGAAGACUGGACGCAUGGUUUAUGUUAUUCAAUCGUACGUUUGCUGUGCUCCCCACGCCUGUGCGCUCUGCAACAGUCUUAUACGCCUGCAUAACUUAUUGAGAUCAGCAGAUGCUGAGACGAUACCCCUGUACGACUUAUUGUGCAACUAUGUAGACUCGUCUUAUUAAUGAGAAGCUCGCGCUAUAUGUGUAGUCACGGCAAACAGCGACUGCCUUAUUGGGAACAUAUGAGGUAGUGACCUGAAGGUUGAUCAGUCUACUUAGUCAUCCGCCGUGAAUAAGUAUAUCAGUGUGAAGGAAUUGCACCCACAUCAUCUGAGUGCUUUCGACAUGUCCAUCAUACGUUCUGAUCUUCCCCUUAUCAAUAUCAAAGCCACUUAGCCCCCAG